Pungitius pungitius (ninespine stickleback) is the source of this 1496-nucleotide messenger RNA. RefSeq names its product coiled-coil domain-containing protein 138-like. Bases 120 to 1496 code for a protein of 458 amino acids. The record is from RefSeq and is a predicted model, not a curated record. NCBI's taxonomy places the organism in Eukaryota, Metazoa, Chordata, Actinopteri, Perciformes, Gasterosteidae. The transcript has 11 exons.
CCUUGCCUUCUUGUCUAGAUGACAGCCGAGGAUCCCAGGAAACUGAGUUCGACGGGGAAUCACAGAGAGCUCGCCGACCUCCUGACUCUUCCUUAGUAGUGGCAAAGGUUUACCAGGAGAUGAUGACCAUCUAUGAACAACUAAAGGCGGAGCGAUACAGCCAGCAGCAGUGGGAGAGGGAGCUGCAGCAGCGAGACAGGAGGCUGAAGCAGCAGGAGGAGGAAGCUGUUUUGAGGCUUGCCGAGAUGGAGGAGAUGCUACACAUUUGUUUACCAGCUGAAGAAGAGAAACAUCAGCAGCAGGUCAGCCGGCUGCAGGAAGUUCUUCGAGAGAAGUGCAAGGAGAACCAGAGGCUCAAGUCCAGCUUUGACACCAUCAAGGAGCUGAAUGACGGCAUGAAGAAACAGUUGAAUGAAGUCAAUGAACAGAAUAAAAAGUUGGAGAGCCAAUCCAAGAGGGUGCAGGCUCGACUGGAGAACCUGCAGAGGAAAUAUGAGCACAACAUAGCACAAAGAGGCCUGCCAAAAACAAGCCUCAAGAGCACAGUGUGUAUUGAAGCACCCGAAAAGGAGACAACUGCUGACUAUGGAAGACCCAGCACCAAGCGCUGCUACGGUCCGACUCCUCUGAAGCUCCUGACCCUUCUUCUAGACUGGGUGGUCGACGGACCGACGUUCUCACCAGCAGCAGGAAGCGAAGGGAAAGGUGUCAGCCGAUGCGGGCUGCCUCCUGAGCUGGUUCUGAACGAGAGAUGCCUCAAGGUGCUGCCGUUAUUAGCGGAUCAGCUUCAGCGCACUCCUUUGUCCGAGGCUGACCUCCUCCUGAACCUUCUCCGCCUCAUCCACUGGGCUUUAAGGCGCUUGGACAGCAGUACACAGCACGUAGCCCACUCUGCUACGCUGCGGAGGAUAGGAGAGGCCGCAUCAAAGCCGGCUGCCCGGUUAACGGAGGAGGCAGACCGGCCCGGGCCCUGCAGGAGAAGGCCUCUCUCCUGCAGCCCGUGUCCUCACACACGCAUCCUCUCCACCCUCAUCAUCCUCCACACCGUCACACAAGCCGACGUGCUGGCCCAGGCUCUGGAAGCUCUCCGUACCGAGCUGAUGUCUGAGGAGAGCCGAGGGCUCUUCAUCCACUACGGAGGAGUGUGUGUGCUGCUGUCGGUGCUUCAGGCCGGCCGGGGAGGUCUGCACACACCUGUGGACGUCCUCAUGCAGCUGUCUGAACAGUCCCGACACCUGAACCCCUUCCUGGAGGCAUGUAGCUGUAAGGAGUUUUUCCAAACGGCUUCCCAGCUUCUCAAGAACCCUCGCCUGGAGCUCCCGGCGCUGGAGAAGCUCUCCAUCCUUCUGCAGAAGCUCUCCAGCAUCAGGAAGAACCGUCCUCUGUUCGAGCGGUCCUCCCUCCUCCUCCAAAUACAAGAACUUAAUCGCAACGCCAACCAGACGCACACCUUCCUCUGCCUCAACCUGAGGUCUGUCCUCCACAACCUCCGAUAG